Oncorhynchus keta (chum salmon) is the source of this 6952-nucleotide messenger RNA. RefSeq names its product propionyl-CoA carboxylase beta chain, mitochondrial-like. Bases 26 to 1522 code for a protein of 498 amino acids. The record is from RefSeq and is a predicted model, not a curated record. The transcript has 18 exons. Gene Ontology annotation, molecular function: propionyl-CoA carboxylase activity. NCBI's taxonomy places the organism in Eukaryota, Metazoa, Chordata, Actinopteri, Salmoniformes, Salmonidae. Gene Ontology annotation, cellular component: mitochondrion.
CCACUAAUACGUCAGUCAGACAACAAUGGCGGCCUUCGCUGUAGCACGGAGCAGCUGCGGUCUGCUUUCCGGACUAAAAGCUUCUUUUAAAACAUUCGGACAGGUAAAACAUGGCGUGGCUUCGGCAGCCGUUGCACAGUCCGAGCUGCAGCAACAGUCGCGGCGGUGGUAUUCCGUUAGUCAUCUCUCCGUUCAGGAGAGGAUAGACAGAAAGAGGAAUGCUGCGCUGAUCGGAGGAGGUCAGAAGAGAAUUGACGCGCAACACAAAAGGGGGAAGCUGACAGCCAGAGAGAGAGUUGAGCUCCUGUUGGAUAAGGACUCGUUUGUAGAGUGUGACAUGUUUGUGGAACAUCGCUGCUCUGACUUCGGCAUGGAAGAGGACCACAACAAGUUCGCAGGGGACAGUGUGGUGACUGGACAGGGGAGGAUCAACGGAAGGCUGGUGUAUGUCUUCAGUCAGGACUUCACAGUAUUUGGAGGCAGUCUGUCUGGGGCUCACGCACAGAAGAUCUGUAAGAUCAUGGACCAGGCCAUGAUGGUGGGUGCUCCAGUCAUUGGUCUAAACGACUCUGGCGGAGCCAGGAUACAGGAGGGGGUGGAGUCACUGGCUGGAUACGCUGACAUCUUCCUGAGGAAUGUGAUGGCUUCAGGUGUGGUUCCUCAGAUCUCUCUGAUCAUGGGUCCCUGUGCUGGAGGAGCUGUCUACUCUCCUGCCCUGACCGACUUCACCUUUAUGGUCAAGGACACCUCAUACCUGUUCAUCACAGGUCCUGACGUAGUGAAGUCUGUCACCAAUGAAGACGUCACUCAGGAGGAACUGGGAGGAGCUAAAACACACACCGCCGUGUCAGGCGUCGCUCACCGUGCGUUUGAGAACGACAUCGAUGCUCUGCUCAACCUCCGAAACUUUUUCAACUUCCUUCCCCUUAGCAACCAAGACCCCGCCCCCGUUACUGAGUGCCACGACCCCAGUGAUAGACUGGUUCCUGGUCUGGACACCAUUGUUCCCUUUGAGACCACUAAAGCCUACGACAUGCUGGACAUCAUCCAGGGGAUUGCGGACGAGAGGGAGUUCUUUGAGAUCAUGCCUAACUACGCUAAAAACAUCGUAGUGGGAUUCGCUCGCAUGAACGGACGAACUGUUGGAAUUGUAGGGAAUCAACCUAAAGUAGCGUCUGGUUGUCUGGACAUUAACUCAUCAGUGAAGGGAGCUCGCUUCGUUCGUUUCUGCGACGCUUUCAACAUCCCCAUCCUCACCUUCGUGGACGUGCCUGGUUUCCUGCCAGGUACGUCUCAGGAGUAUGGAGGUAUCAUCCGACACGGGGCCAAGCUACUGUUUGCCUUUGCUGAGGCCACCGUCCCCAAGAUCACCAUCAUCACUAGGAAGGCCUACGGAGGAGCGUAUGACGUCAUGAGUUCCAAGCACCUGAGAGGAGAUGUGAACUACGCCUGGCCGUCUGCAGAGGUGGCCGUGAUGGGAGCCAAGGUAACGCAACACACCUCCUACACAAGACCAAGGUAACACAACACACCUUCUACACAAGACCAAGGUAACGCAACACAACACACCUUCUACACAAGACCAAGGUAACGCAACACACCUCCUACACAAGACCAAGGUAACGCAACACACCUCCUACACAAGACCAAGGUAACACAACACACCUUCUACACAAGACCAAGGUAACACAACACACCUUCUACACAAGACCAAGGUAACACAACACACCUCCUACACAAGACCAAGGUAACGCAACACACACGUAACACAACACACCUUCUACACAAGACCAAGGUAACACAACACACCUUCUACACAAGACCAAGGUAACGCAACACACACGUAACACAACACACCUUCUACACAAGACCAAGGUAACGCAACACACCUCCUACACAAGACCAAGGUAACGCAACACACCUUCUACACAAGACCAAGGUAACGCAACACACCUCCUACACAAGACCAAGGUAACACAACACACCUUCUACACAAGACCAAGGUAACACAACACACCUUCUACACAAGACCAACGUAACACAACACACCUUCUACACAAGACCAAGGUAACACAACACACCUUCUACACAAGACCAACGUAACACAACACACCUUCUACACAAGACCAAGGUAACACAACACACCUUCUACACAAGACCAAGGUAACACAACACACCUUCUACACAAGACCAAGGUAACACACCUUCUACACAAGACCAACGUAACACAACACACCUUCUACACAAGACCAAGGUAACACAACACACCUUCUACACAAGACCAAGGUAACACAACACACCUUCUACACAAGACCAAGGUAACACACCUUCUACACAAGACCAACGUAACACAACACCUCCUACACAAGACCAAGGUAACACAACACACCUUCUACACAAGACACCUUCUACACAAGACCAAGGUAACACAACACACCUCCUACACAAGACCAAGGUAACGCAACACACACGUAACACAACACACCUUCUACACAAGACCAAGGUAACACAACACACCUUCUACACAAGACCAAGGUAACGCAACACACACGUAACACAACACACCUUCUACACAAGACCAAGGUAACGCAACACACCUCCUACACAAGACCAAGGUAACGCAACACACCUUCUACACAAGACCAAGGUAACGCAACACACCUCCUACACAAGACCAAGGUAACGCAACACACCUUCUACACAAGACCAAGGUAACACAACACACCUUCUACACAAGACGAAGGUAACGCAACACACCUUCUACACAAGACCAAGGUAACACACCUACACAAGACCAAGGUAACACAACACACCGUCUACACAAGACCAAGGUAACACAACACACCUUCUACACAAGACCAAGGUAACACAACACACCUUCUACACAAGACCAAGGUAACACAACACACCUUCUACACAAGACCAAGGUAACACAACACACCUUCUACACAAGACCAAGGUAACACAACACACCUCCUACACAAGACCAAGGUAACACAACACACCUUCUACACAAGACCAACGUAACACAACACACCUUCUACACAAGACCAACGUAACACAACACACCUUCUACACAAGACCAAGGUAACACAACACACCUUCUACACAAGACCAAGGUAACACAACACACCUUCUACACAAGACCAAGGUAACACAACACACCUUCUACACAAGACCAAGGUAACACACCUUCUACACAAGACCAACGUAACACAACACACCUACACAAGACCAACGUAACACAACACACCUUCUACACAAGACCAAGGUAACACAACACACCUUCUACACAAGACCAAGGUAACGCAACACACCGUCUACACAAGACCAAGGUAACACAACACACCUUCUACACAAGACCAAGGUAACGCAACACACCUUCUACACAAGACCAAGGUAACGCAACACACCUUCUACACAAGACCAAUGUAACACACCUUCUACACAAGACCAAGGUAACGCACCUUCUACACAAGACCAAGGUAACACACCUUCUACACAAGACCAAGGUAACACACCUUCUACACAAGACCAAGGUAACGCAACACACCUCCUACACAAGACCACGGUAACACACCUUCUACACAAGACCAAGGUAACACAACACACCUCCUACACAAGACCAAGGUAACACAACACACCUCCUACACAAGACCAAGGUAACACAACACACCUUCUACACAAGACCAAGGUAACACAACACACCUUCUACACAAGACCAAGGUAACACAACACACCUUCUACACAAGACCAAGGUAACACAACACACCUUCUACACAAGACCAAGGUAACACACCUUCUACACAAGACCAAGGUAACGCAACACACCUUCUACACAAGACCAGGGUAACGCAACACACCUUCUACACAAGACCAGGGUAACGCAACACACCUUCUACACAAGACCAACGUAACACAACACACCUCCUACACAAGACCAAGGUAACACACCUUCUACACAAGACCAAGGUAACACACCUUCUACACAAGACCAAGGUAACGCAACACACCUUCUACACAAGACCAAGGUAACGCAACACACCUUCUACACAAGACCAAGGUAACACAACACACCUUCUACACAAGACCAAGGUAACGCAACACACCUCCUACACAAGACCAAGGUAACGCAACACACCUUCUACACAAGACCAAGGUAACACAACACACCUCCUACACAAGACCAAGGUAACGCAACACACCUUCUACACAAGACCAAGGUAACGCAACACACACGUAACACAACACACCUUCUACACAAGACCAAGGUAACGCAACACACCUCCUACACAAGACCAAGGUAACGCAACACACCUUCUACACAAGACCACGGUAACACACCUUCUACACAAGACCAAGGUAACACAACACACCUCCUACACAAGACCAAGGUAACACAACACACCUUCUACACAAGACCAAGGUAACACAGCACACCUUCUACACAAGACCAAGGUAACACAACACACCUUCUACACAAGACCAAGGUAACACACCUUCUACACAAGACCAAGGUAACACACCUUCUACACAAGACCAAGGUAACGCAACACACCUUCUACACAAGACCAAGGUAACGCAACACACCUUCUACACAAGACCAAGGUAACACAACACACCUUCUACACAAGACCAAGGUAACACAACACACCUCCUACACAAGACCAAGGUAACACAACACACCUUCUACACAAGACCAAGGUAACACAACACACCUUCUACACAAGACCAAGGUAACACAACACACCUUCUACACAAGACCAAGGUAACACAACACACCUUCUACACAAGACCAAGGUAACACACCUUCUACACAAGACCAAGGUAACGCAACACACCUCCUACACAAGACCACGGUAACACACCUUCUACACAAGACCACGGUAACACACCUUCUACACAAGACCAAGGUAACACAACACACCUCCUACACAAGACCAAGGUAACACAACACACCUUCUACACAAGACCAAGGUAACACAACACACCUUCUACACAAGACCAAGGUAACGCAACACACCUCCUACACAAGACCAAGGUAACACAACACACCUUCUACACAAGACCAAGGUAACACAACACACCUUCUACACAAGACCAACGUAACACAACACACCUUCUACACAAGACCAAGGUAACACACCUACACAAGACCAAGGUAACACAACACACCUUCUACACAAGACCAACGUAACACAACACACCUUCUACACAAGACCAAGGUAACACACCUACACAAGACCAAGGUAACACAACACACCGUCUACACAAGACCAAGGUAACACAACACACCUUCUACACAAGACCAAGGUAACGCAACACACCUUCUACACAAGACCAAGGUAACGCAACACACCUUCUACACAAGACCAAGGUAACGCAACACACCUCCUACACAAGACCAAGGUAACGCAACACACCUCCUACACAAGACCAAGGUAACGCAACACACCUCCUACACAAGACCAAGGUAACACAACACACCUUCUACACAAGACCAAGGUAACACAACACACCUUCUACACAAGACCAACGUAACACAACACACCUUCUACACAAGACCAAGGUAACACACCUACACAAGACCAAGGUAACACAACACACCUUCUACACAAGACCAACGUAACACAACACACCUUCUACACAAGACCAAGGUAACACACCUACACAAGACCAAGGUAACACAACACACCUUCUACACAAGACCAACGUAACACAACACACCUUCUACACAAGACCAAGGUAACACACCUACACAAGACCAAGGUAACACAACACACCUUCUACACAAGACCAACGUAACACAACACACCUUCUACACAAGACCAAGGUAACACACCUACACAAGACCAAGGUAACACAACACACCUUCUACACAAGACCAAGGUAACGCAACACACCUUCUACACAAGACCAAGGUAACGCAACACACCUCCUACACAAGACCAAGGUAACGCAACACACCUCCUACACAAGACCAAGGUAAUGCAACACACCUCCUACACAAGACCAAGGUAACGCAACACACCUCCUACACAAGACCAAGGUAACGCAACACACCUCCUACACAAGACCAAGGUAACGCAACACACCUUCUACACAAGACCAAGGUAACGCAACACACCUUCUACACAAGACCAAGGUAACGCAACACACCUUCUACACAAGACCAAUGUAACGCAACACACCUCCUACACAAGACCAAUGUAACGCAACAUACCUCCUACACAAGACCAAGGUAACGCACACAUACUUCUAGCCAUGGCAACAUUCACAAUGUCAAAAUGGGAAAAGGUCAGUGCUCACUUGAAAACAUCCAACAUGUCUGCCUCUCUAACAUGUUCCCAGGGUGCUGUGCAGAUCAUCUUCAGAGGGAAAUCCAACCAGGCAGAGCAGGAGGCUGAAUACGUAGAGAAGUUCGCCAACCCUUUCCCUGCCGCUGUCAGAGGGUUCGUGGAUGACAUCAUCGUGCCGUCGACCACCCGGAAGAGGAUCUGUAGGGAUCUGGAGGUUCUGGCUUCCAAGAAACAGACCAACCCCUGGAAGAAACAUGCCAACAUCCCACUCUAACAGACACCUUCAACCACCCGACCGGUCUGUCUCCAAUUUCACCUGUAGCUUAGAGCAGGGCUCUCCAACCCUGUAGGUUUUCACUCCAACCCUGUUCCUGGAUAUACCUUCCUGGAGGUUUUCACUCCAACCCUGUUCCUGGAGAUACCUUCCUGUAGGUUUUCACUCCAACCCUAAUAAUUUGUUGGUUGAUAAGCUGAAUCAGGUCAGUUACAGGAAAAACCUACAGGAAGGUAUCUCUCCAGGAACAGGGUUGGAGAGCCCUGGAUUAGAUCCAUUUAUCUCUCCCUAACCCUGUGGGACUUGUUAGGAAGAAUCAGCAUUUUUCUGUCUGGUGAAUCCAGACUGAUUUGUUAAAUAAAAUCAUUGAAAUUGUAAA